This is a messenger RNA of Ceratitis capitata (Mediterranean fruit fly), 475 nucleotides long. Its product is annotated as cuticle protein 16.5. NCBI's taxonomy places the organism in Eukaryota, Metazoa, Arthropoda, Insecta, Diptera, Tephritidae. The transcript is spliced from 2 exons. The record is from RefSeq and is a predicted model, not a curated record. Bases 83 to 442 code for a protein of 119 amino acids.
AUAGCAAAACAGUGCAACCAACUGCUCAAUAAACACAUUUCGUCGUUAAAAAUUAAAAAAAAAAAUUAAAAUUAAUUCCAAAAUGAUUAAGAAUUUCGCUUUCAUCCUUUUGGUCCUUGCCGCUGUCGCCAAUGCUGAGCCUAAGCCUAGCGUGUUGGCCUACACUGCGCCCGUAAUCGCCGCGGCCGCUCCAGCUGUUGUGACCGCCCAGAGCUCACAGUAUAUCGCACGCAAUUACAAUGGUGUUGCUGCCGCACCCGUCGUCGCCGCUGCUUACACUGCACCCGCCGUAGCUGCCGCGCCCGUUGCUGCUGCCUACAGCGCACCCGUUGCCGCCGCUUAUAGUGCUCCAGUUGCUGCUGCUUACAGCGCCUACAGCGCACCAGUCGCUUCGUACGCCUCGUACUAUCCUUACAACGCCGCUUACUCUGUCGCCUUUUAAGUAACAACGACUUGAAGACGUAAAGCAAAAAAA